AUCAUCUUUCUUCUCCAAAUUUAUGUGUUUUUCUUGCAAAGAAAAUUAUAAACUUGAUGGAUAGAGGAAACAAGAGGGACCUUCCCAAUCUUGUGGACGAUAAAGAGCCCCGAAAAAGAAUUUUCUGCUGCUGCUGCGGCCGCCACCAUAGUUUAAAAUCUCAAGCUGUCCUUGAAGCUGAUGAUCAUGUUGAACCAGUGUCGGCUGAAGACUUGCAAACGGCGCAAAGGAACUUCCACAUCGCAAUUGGAAAUUAUUACAAUUCUACCAAACUCGCAGUGCCAAUACUGGAUAAUAUCCGGUUAAAGUUUCUGAAACGUAUUGCCCCGAGAAUUUACACUGGCAACGACAUUGUAGCAAUGGAUGGGAAGCCAUUGGAAGUUUCAAUCAUCGGUGGUGCUGGAAACUUGAGAGAAAUUAUAAAAACGGGUCCUUUUUCGCAGGUCAAGGUUGAGAUUUUGGUUCUACCAGGAGAUCAUAAAAAAUAUGAAAAAAUAAGUGAAAAUGAUGUUUUGUUUCAAAGAGAAGGGAGAAGGCCCUUGAUUGUAGGUGAUGAUCAAAAGAUUCAUCUGAAAGAUGGGAUUGGAUUGAUCAAGAAUUUGAGUUUCACAGACAAUUCCAGCUGGACCAAAUCUAAAACGUUUCGAAUCGCAGUCAAAGUUAUAGAUGAGGGAAUUUCGGCACAGUUUCCGAAGAUUGAAGAAGCUAUAUCUGAGCCCAUUAGAGUAUUCGAUCAACGAGGAGAAGCAAACAAGAAGCAUUGUCAUCCCAAAGAAGAAGAUGAAGUGUGGCGAUUGAAAGGGAUUAGCAAAAAUGGCAAAUAUCACAGUCGUUUAUUAUCCAAAGACAUCAAAACUGUGGGUGAUUUCUUGAAGAUUCAUGCUGAAAUGGGCGAUGACUACUUGAAAAAGUUGCUUGGUAACAAAGUCCCAAAGAAGACAUGGAACAUGAUGGUUCAUAAUGCUUUGGGAUGUAUCUCUCAGAAAGUCCCAAAUGAGACCAUGAAGAAUGCUUCGCCAAGCGUUCUUGUCACUAGCUUCAAUCCAAGUACCAUUGAGGAAGAUUCAGUGAGAAAUGAAGCCAUGGGAGUUGCAUUGAACCACAACUUCACACUCCAAGACUUGGAUUAUUUGUUGUUUGAAGGUGUUGUAACUGACAACUUCUCUCUCCUUAAUUCUUAGGUAAAUGUUUAUGCAAAAAUACCAUAUACUUUUCAUUGGUAGAUUAGCCAUAUAAUUUAAAAAGUAUCACACCCAAUUGAUAUACAUAGAGCAAAAACAAGAUUUGGACUAUUUUUGUAAUAUUAAAAGUUGAGUAAAUAUGUAGCACGAGGAAUGAUAAAGUUG
Molecule: messenger RNA, 1346 nt
Organism: Momordica charantia (bitter melon)
Lineage: Eukaryota; Viridiplantae; Streptophyta; Magnoliopsida; Cucurbitales; Cucurbitaceae
Product: calmodulin-binding protein 60 A-like
Biological process (GO): regulation of salicylic acid biosynthetic process
Cellular component (GO): nucleus
Molecular function (GO): sequence-specific DNA binding; DNA-binding transcription factor activity; calmodulin binding
Source: RefSeq, a predicted model, not a curated record